Messenger RNA from Durusdinium trenchii, 336 nucleotides. The record is from the annotation of a GenBank genome assembly. Lineage: Eukaryota; Dinophyceae; Suessiales; Symbiodiniaceae.
AUGCUGUCCUUUGGUACAAGGAUGGAAUCCUUUGCAUGGUUGGAGUGCAAAAACUUCCACGCGGGUUCUCAAAACAAGAUGAUGCUUCGGAAGCUCAAGGAUCAAGCAAAACGCUACGUGGAAGCCUUGGGUCCUGGUGCUGUGGUGUUCGCUGCUGGAGCAACUGAGAAAGUGAAAAUGGCCUUAGCGAAGUUUGGCGUAGCUGCAUUGGACGGGUCAAGCAUCAGAAGGUCGAAAAGCCAAGGCCCACGCUUCAUCAGUGGGCCCAGCGCCGAAUUUUGGUGCUUGCCACGGCAGAGUCCAAAGCCAGGAAGAAAGAAGAACACAUUUUUUUGA